This is a messenger RNA of Suricata suricatta (meerkat), 2727 nucleotides long. It is a transcript of the gene SLC15A1, whose product is annotated as solute carrier family 15 member 1. The coding region runs from base 19 to 2142 and encodes 707 amino acids. Gene Ontology annotation, biological process: oligopeptide transport; transmembrane transport. The record is from RefSeq and is a predicted model, not a curated record. Gene Ontology annotation, molecular function: dipeptide transmembrane transporter activity. The transcript is spliced from 23 exons. Lineage: Eukaryota; Metazoa; Chordata; Mammalia; Carnivora; Herpestidae. Gene Ontology annotation, cellular component: membrane.
GCCCUCGGAACCGCCACCAUGGGAAUGUCCAAAUCAAAGGGCUGCUUUGGUUACCCCUUGAGCAUCUUCUUCAUCGUGGUCAAUGAGUUCUGUGAAAGGUUUUCCUACUAUGGAAUGAGAGCGCUCCUGAUUCUGUACUUCCGACGGUUCAUCGGUUGGGAUGACAAUCUGUCCACGGCCAUCUACCACACGUUUGUGGCUCUGUGCUACCUGACGCCCAUUCUCGGUGCACUGAUCGCGGACUCCUGGCUGGGAAAGUUCAAGACGAUCGUGUCACUGUCCAUCGUGUACACAAUCGGACAGGCGGUGAUCGCAGUGAGUUCCAUCAACGACCUCACAGACUUCGACCACGACGGAAGCCCCGACAACCUCCCUGUACAUGUAGCGCUGUCCAUGAUCGGCUUGGCCCUCAUAGCCCUGGGAACUGGAGGAAUAAAGCCCUGCGUGUCUGCAUUUGGUGGAGAUCAGUUCGAAGAGGGCCAGGAAAGUCAAAGAAACAGAUUCUUUUCCAUCUUUUAUUUGGCCAUUAAUGCUGGAAGCUUGCUUUCCACCAUCAUCACGCCCAUGCUCCGAGUUCAACAAUGUGGGAUUCACAGUAAACAAGCUUGUUACCCACUGGCAUUUGGGGUCCCCGCUGCUCUCAUGGCUGUCGCUCUGAUUGUGUUCGUCAUUGGCAGUGGAAUGUACAAGAAGUUUCAGCCCCAGGGAAAUAUCAUGGGUAAAGUUGUCAAGUGCAUUGGUUUUGCCGUCAAAAACAGGUUUAGGCAUCGGAGUAAGGAGUUUCCCAAGAGGGAGCACUGGCUGGACUGGGCUAAGGAGAAAUACGACGAGCGGCUCAUCUCUCAAAUUAAGAUGGUGACGAGGGUGAUGUUCCUGUAUAUCCCACUCCCCAUGUUCUGGGCCUUGUUUGAUCAGCAGGGCUCCAGAUGGACACUGCAAGCAACAGCUAUGAGUGGGAAAAUCGGACUUCUUGAACUUCAACCAGACCAGAUGCAGACCGUGAACGCCAUCUUGAUCGUCAUCAUGGUCCCCAUCGUGGACGCCGUGAUAUACCCUCUGAUCGCAAAAUGUGGCUUCAAUUUCACCUCUUUGAAGAAGAUGACAGUUGGAAUGUUCCUGGCUUCCAUGGCCUUCGUGGUGGCGGCGAUUGUGCAAGUGGAAAUUGAUAAAACUCUUCCAGUCUUCCCCCAACAAAACGAAGUCCAGAUUAAAGUACUGAAUAUAGGAAAUGAUAACGUGACCGUAUAUUUUCCUGGAAAGGCGGUGACCCUUAGCCAAAUGUCCCAAACAGAUCAAUUUAUGACAUUUGAUGGAGACAAUCUGACAAGUAUAAACAUUUCUUCUAUCGGAUUACCAAUUGUUCCAGUAACUCCUAAGUUUGAGCAGGGCCACCGGCACACCCUGCUAGUGUGGGCGCCCAGCAGUUACCGUGUGAUCAAGGAUGGCCUUAACCAGAAGCCAGAAAAAGGAGAAAAUGGCAUCAGAUUUAUAAAUACUUUUGAUGAGAGCUUCAACAUCACAAUGGGUGAGAAAGUUUACGUGAAUGUCACCAGUCACAAUGCCAGUGAAUAUCAGUUUUUUCCUUUGGGCGCAAAAAACUUUACGAUCAGCUCAACACAACAGAUUCCACCGCAGUGUAAGAAAGAAUUCCAAUCAAACAACCUCGAAUUCGGUAGUGCCUAUACCUAUGUAAUCAGAAAGAAGAGCGACGGCUGCCCUGAACUGCACAUAUUUGAAGACAUCGCGCCCAACACAGUUAACAUGGCUCUGCAGGUGCCACAGUACUUCCUGCUCACCUGCGGCGAAGUGGUUUUCUCGGUCACGGGACUGGAAUUCUCAUAUUCUCAGGCCCCCUCCAACAUGAAGUCGGUGCUGCAGGCGGGCUGGCUGUUGACCGUGGCCGUUGGCAACAUCAUCGUGCUCAUUGUAGCAGGAGCCGGCCAGUUCAGCGAACAGUGGGCUGAGUACAUCCUGUUUGCGGCGUUGCUUCUGGUGGUCUGCGUCAUAUUUGCCAUCAUGGCCCGGUUCUAUACUUACGUCAAUCCAGCAGAGAUCGAGGCUAGUUUUGAUAAUGAUGAAAAGAAAAAGAACCUGGAAAAUAUAUAUUCCACGAUGCCUCCCGUCUCACAGACACAGAUGUAAAUGUCAGGAAGCAAGUGGAGGAUGGACUGGGUCUGGAACAUGCCCCGACUUCUGUCCCCUGGUGGAGGACACUGACGGAGAAGACUUCAGAAUUCUGAACCAAGAAAGCUCUUUUCUGAGCAGCCAGCACUGAACCUAAAACUCUGGAAGAAGUCUUUUUUUUUUUUUAAAGAGAAAUCAUAUUUAAAGCAUGCACACACAUACACACACACACACAUACACACACUUCUACAGCCAUGAAUCUGUACCCUGCCUUUAACUCCUUUUCUACCACAUGAAUGACGUUAUUUUGGGCUAAAUUUUUUGAAAGGUGGCAAAGUUCCAGAUUGUUUGCAUUCUAACAGUCUUUGAAAACACCAUUCAAUGUGGCAGGAGCCGAUGUAAAGAGUGAAUUUACAGGCUUUAGAUGGUAUAUAAUAAGCACCAGCUAGUAUUAACUGAUAACUUUACCUUUGGUUUUUUGUUUUGUUUUUUUUUCCAUUCCCUACCUCUUUAAAUUUUGUGUGACUCAAAAGACCACUCCGGAAAAGGCCAGUAAUGACUCUUGGAGUUUCAGUGGUAUGAAAUACAUUCCUGUUCUUAAGA